Musa acuminata subsp. malaccensis (wild Malaysian banana) is the source of this 2935-nucleotide messenger RNA. Lineage: Eukaryota; Viridiplantae; Streptophyta; Magnoliopsida; Zingiberales; Musaceae. The record is from RefSeq and is a predicted model, not a curated record.
GGUGAAGAGAGUUGCUGAGCUUGAUGCUAUGCGAAGGUCGGUAACAUCUGGACGUUGGUGUUCGAGUGAGGGAAGAGAAGGGAUGGGGUUAGCAGAGGUGCUGUUCUUACUAUUUAUGACAUUGGGACCAAUGGGUUCAACAGGAGACGAAAACACAUCCACAAACAUAACUUUUCCCCUCCCUCCCAACUGCCCAAAAAGCUGUGGUAACAUCAGCUUCGAGUACCCUUUCGGUAUAGGCAGCGGCUGCUUUCGUUCAGGUUUUAACCUUACCUGCAUGAGCCAUUCCACUGAUCCUCCUACUCGUAGCCUCUUCUUGGGCGAUGGCACCGUUGAGGUCAUUGAUUUUGAUAUGGACAAUGGAAUCGUGUACGUGAAAACUCCAAUUGUCACCAUGGAUGUCGACGAGGACUAUGUCAAUUACACAUUGAUUGAUCUGAGGAAUUUCCCCUUCUCUUUUAACUUGUUGGCAAACCUUACAUCCAGUUACGGUGAUUCAUUGACAUCUAACGAGAUUUAUGUCGCUGGUUGCAGCGCUAAUGCAAAUCUAGUUGAUCUUGCAACCAAUACCACCAUCGAUUCUUGCUCAACAACCUGUUAUCCCAAUAGUUCGACUCGACAUGAAUACUGUACAAUUUCCAUGUAUAAUUGGAAUGCUGGCAAUUUCACUUCCUUGGGGAUUCGGUUAACUCGGCUCGACGAGCAUUAUUCGUUUGACGCCUCCCCCGUUAAGGCUUUUAUGUAUUGUCAAAAUAAUUUCACUGAGGAUAUCGAAGGAAUAUUGAUUGGGACGGGAACACAAGUGAUAGUGGCCACCCUUGCGUAUUAUAUUACCGACCAAACAACAUGUAAAGAGGCUAAGAAGGAUAUGAUGACUUAUGCUUGCCGCAGUUAUAAUAGUGAUUGCUUCGAUAUCUUUCCUAGUGUAGCUCACAUAAAUUACACUAUUGGAUACAUUUGUCGGUGCUCAUUAAGUUAUCACGGUUAUCCCUACAUACCCAACGGCUGCCAAGAUAAAACUUUCACACCAUCUCUGUCAAAUAAUUAUUCAAAAAAAUGUGGGGAUGUUGACAUCUUCUUUCCGUUUGGGGUGGAAGAGGGCUGCUACAGAGACCAGUCAUUUUUUCUAACAUGCAUAAGGGCAACUGAGCCUCCUACUCUCUCCUUCCAAGACUACUACGUAGUGGUGAAUAUGUCGUUGGUGGAAGGGACUUUGGCAGUCAAGAAAAAAAAAUACGAUUACUUCUUUUCCUUCGCAUACAAUAAUCAACCUUUCAUUGGUCUUGAAGAGCUAUUCAUCUUGAAUUGGAUAAUCACAGACCAGUCCUGCAAGGAUGCUAAGCUAAACACGACCACGUUCGCAUGUGUCGACCAACACAGCUCAUGUAAUGACGAGAAAAUUAAUAGCAAUGGCCAGGAAAUUUCAGGAUAUCGUUGCCAAUGUAACGAUGGUUACGAAGGAAAUCCAUAUCUCCUAAAUGGAUGUACAGAUAUUGAUGAGUGUAGCUUUCCCCAAAAAUAUGUUUGCUAUGGAACUUGUACUAACACGAUGGGCAACUAUACUUGCACAUGCCCACCUGGGUCGUCCGGUGAUCCUAGACAAAGAGCCUGCAUCCCUGACAAAAAGCCGACUCUUGUGUUAGGUGUCAUCAUCGGCGCAAGUAAUGGCGCGGGCUUAUUGCUAUUGAGUACGAGUUUGAUCAUCCUAAGGACGAAAUGGAAGAAAAGAAAACAAAAGAGAAUAAGAGAAAAACACUUCCGUCAGAAUCAUGGUUUACUGCUACAACAACUCAUCUCUUCCCGUGAAGAUGUUGCUGAGAGAACAAAGAUAUUUCCUCUUCAGGAGAUAGAAAAGGCAACCAAUAAUUUUGAUGAAACUCGAGUGCUCGGUCGUGGAGGACACGGAACAGUUUACAAAGGGAUUCUGUCGGAUCAACGCGUAGUCGCCAUAAAGAAGUCAAAGAUUGUGAAGAAGAGCGAGAUAGAUCAAUUCAUCAAUGAGGUUGCAAUUCUUUCUCAAAUUAAUCAUAGAAACGUGGUAAAGCUUUUUGGUUGCUGCUUGGAGACUGAAGUGCCCUUAUUGAUCUAUGAAUUUAUCUCAAAUGGUGCUCUUUCGGACCAUCUCCAUACUUUAGAUGGUAGUUGUGUAUUGUCAUGGGAAACUCGUCUGAGGAUCGCUGCAGAGACUGCAGGAGCACUUGCUUAUUUGCAUUCGGCUGCUUCGAUAUCUAUUUUACACAGAGAUGUUAAAUCAUCGAAUAUUCUCUUGGAUGAUCACUUCACAGCAAAAGUAUCAGAUUUUGGGGCUUCAAGAUUUAUUCCACUUGAUCAAACUCAUAUAGUUACUGCUGUUCAAGGUACCUUUGGAUACUUGGAUCCAGAGUAUUAUCAAACAAGUCAACUGACAGAGAAGAGCGAUGUUUAUAGCUUUGGGGUCAUUCUUCUGGAGCUUUUAACAGGAAAGAAACCUAUUUUCUCCAUCGAGCAUGAGAACAAACAAAACCUGUCAACAUAUUUUCUUCAAGCACUGAAAGAGAAACGUUAUUUUGAUCUCGUGGAGGAUCGUGUUAUGAAAGAAGAGACUAAACAAGACCUUAUGAAAGUUAUUCAACUGGUAGCAACGUGCUUGAAGUUUAAAGGAAGCGAAAGGCCUACGAUGAAAGAAGUGGAGUAUAAACUACAAAGCCUAAGAAGGAUGAAGAAGAAUGCAGACAAUCAUAUUGCAGAAGUUGACCUAGCAACCGAAGGGACAUCUAGGAAUUAUAGCUUAGAAAAAGAAAUCUUGUGGUCAGAUUAUAACCCACGCAUCGCAUAUCCUUUCGGCAUAGGCAAUGGCUGCCACUGUCCGGGCUUCAAUCUUUCCUGCAUACACCGCACCACCACAUCUCCUAGGCUCUUCUUCGGUGAUGGCAAGAUCGAGGUUAUGAAAAUUUGA